AUGGUGCUCGUGCGGCGGUGUGGCAAGUUUAUCGGCGGCCGCCGCAACCACAGAAAACGCCGCCUCCUCUGCGCGCGCGCCCGCACUGUAAAACAGGUGCACAACGGCGCGGCCGGCGCGAACAGCGCGGAAAUCCCAUCGGUCGGGCGCGCCCGCCAAAAGAUGCUCGUCGACCCAAGAACACACGCCGUCGCCCCAAACGAAAAGCACCAUGUACAAAAGGAAGAGCGCCAACGGCACGAGGAACUGCGGCUGUGCCAUGAACCGGAGCAUGUCGAAGCCGAACAUGAGCCCGGCGAAAAGCACUUGCACUGCCACGCCGCGGAGCGCAGGCCAGUGGCGCCUCAAGGCGACUUCGAGCCGCCUUGCGAGAGUAUCGUUCAAGUUCUGCCCCAUGUUUCUGGGCCCGCCAUGGUUGUUACCUCCCGCAAAGAUUCCGUUUCCUGCACCAACGUUUGCUCCAACGUUUGCUCCAACGUUUGCUCCAACGUUUGCUCCAACGUUUGCUCCAACGUUUAUUCCUCCGUUGUUUCCGUCUAUGUUCGUUCCUCUGUGCCUUAG
Clavispora lusitaniae ATCC 42720 is the source of this 561-nucleotide messenger RNA. NCBI's taxonomy places the organism in Eukaryota, Fungi, Ascomycota, Pichiomycetes, Serinales, Metschnikowiaceae. The record is from RefSeq and is a predicted model, not a curated record.